AACGCGGUUGCCGUGCACAGUCUGGUCACACUUUCCAACCCGCUUCUCUUUGGCGAAAUAAUAUAAACACAAACAUUUUGCGACAUCUUAAGCAGAAGAUAAUGUUUGGCGCCACUCAAUCGACAAACCGGAUGAAUGACUUCGAGGUGGCCUCACCGCCAGACGACUCCGUUUCGGCGCUGGAGUUCAGCCCGUCUACGGUGCAAAAAAAUUUCCUUGUGGCCGGAAGCUGGGACAGCACCGUACGCUGUUGGGAAGUUGAACAAAACGGGGCCACCGUACCAAAAUCAAUGAAGACAAUGGGAGGACCGGUGCUAGACGUUUGCUGGUCGGACGACGGCAGCAAAGUGUUCGUCGCCUCCUGCGACAAGCAGGUGAAGCUCUGGGAUCUGGCCUCCGAUCAGGUGAUGCAAGUGGCGGCCCACGAUGGUCCUGUGAAAACAUGCCACAUGGUGAAGGGUCCCACAUACACGUGCCUGAUGACCGGCUCUUGGGACAAGACACUUAAGUUCUGGGACACACGCUCACCCAAUCCCAUGAUGGCCAUCAAUCUUCCAGAGCGUUGCUACUGCGCCGAUGUAGAUUACCCUAUGGCUGUGGUGGGCACUGCCAACCGGGGACUCAUCAUAUAUUCGCUGCAAAACAGCCCCACGGAGUACAAGCGGCAAGAGAGUCCGCUGAAGUACCAACACCGUGCCAUUGCCGUCUUCAAGGAUAAGAAGAAGGAGCCAACUGGUUAUGCCCUAGGCAGUAUCGAAGGCCGUGUGGCUAUACAGUAUGUUAACCCGGCGAAUCCCAAAGAUAACUUUACCUUCAAAUGCCAUCGCUCCACGGGCACUUCGGGCUUCCAGGAUAUUUAUGCGGUGAACGACAUAGCAUUCCACCCGGUGCACGGCACCCUGGUAACCGUAGGAUCGGAUGGCACCUUCAGUUUCUGGGACAAGGACGCCCGUACCAAACUGAAGUCCAGCGAGGCAAUGGAUCAGUCAAUUACAAAGUGCGGAUUCAAUGCCAACGGCCAGAUCUUUGCAUACGCGGUGGGCUACGAUUGGUCCAAGGGUCACGAGUACUUCAAUCCGGCUAAGAAGCCCCAGAUCUUCCUACGCUCGUGCUACGACGAACUAAAGCCGCGAAUCAACUGAUCAGAGGAUUACUUUAGUUUUAGUGAAAACCCCUACACUUAUAUGUAUUGUGAAUAAACAGUUUCGGAGCGAGA
Drosophila ficusphila is the source of this 1216-nucleotide messenger RNA. It is a transcript of the gene Rae1, whose product is annotated as protein Rae1. NCBI's taxonomy places the organism in Eukaryota, Metazoa, Arthropoda, Insecta, Diptera, Drosophilidae. Gene Ontology annotation, cellular component: nuclear pore. Gene Ontology annotation, molecular function: ubiquitin binding; RNA binding. The transcript has 2 exons. The coding region runs from base 102 to 1142 and encodes 346 amino acids. Gene Ontology annotation, biological process: RNA export from nucleus; transcription-dependent tethering of RNA polymerase II gene DNA at nuclear periphery. The record is from RefSeq and is a predicted model, not a curated record.